Epinephelus moara (kelp grouper) is the source of this 2271-nucleotide messenger RNA. RefSeq names its product ladybird homeobox 1b (gene lbx1b). Gene Ontology annotation, molecular function: DNA-binding transcription factor activity, RNA polymerase II-specific; DNA binding. NCBI's taxonomy places the organism in Eukaryota, Metazoa, Chordata, Actinopteri, Perciformes, Serranidae. Bases 488 to 1303 code for a protein of 271 amino acids. The record is from RefSeq and is a predicted model, not a curated record. The transcript has 2 exons. Gene Ontology annotation, biological process: regulation of DNA-templated transcription.
AUUCUGGUAUCUCACCACACGACUAAAUUAGACCAAAGAUGAUAAGAGCACAAAGCAUUAUAAUAAUUCCGCCGGGCUCCUCCUCCUUCCAGCCAUGCGUCCUAAUUAAUGGGACACCCCCAGUCGCAAAAAGCCCCGCACUGGACUGCAACAUAGUCAAAGAGUGAAAGGGAAGAGGGCGAAAGUGCCACUGGAGAUAAUUGAUUACCUACCAAUCAAUGAUAACUUGUUAGUAAUCGUCAACUCUUUGGACCUCGCCAUUUUCAGGGAGGCAUCUCACUCCUGCGGACUUGCUGCUCCCGAGGAUCGACACUUUGAAGACAUCCCGUUUUGGAAUAAGAUUUUCUUUUCUUCAGUCUCCCCUCCGUAUCUUUGUUGCUUUUCCCCACCUCCUAACUGUUAUGUGAGUUUUUUUCCUCUGUAGCAUCGCUCGUUUUAACCGCUAGAAUAUUUCAACCAAGUCCUUUAUAAACUCUGCGCACAACCAAUGAUGACAUCCAAAGAAGUGGCCAAAUGUGAUGCAGUGGAAAACAGGAGGCGAAGUCCGCUGGACCACUUGCCGCCUCCUGCCAACUCCAACAAGCCGCUGACCCCCUUCAGCAUCGAGGACAUCCUGAACAAACCGUCUGUGAAACGAAGUUACACAAUUUGCGGCACAGCUCAUCUAAUUUCGUCCUCUGAGAAGCACCGUCCGUCCAGCAUCCCUCUGUCCAGUCGGGCUCUCCUCAACCAAACCUCCCCGCUCUGCGCGCUAGAGGAGCUGGCCAGCAAGACCUUCAAGGGGCUGGAAGUCAGCGUUUUACAGGCUGCGGAAGGCCGGGACGGGAUGACUCUGUUCGGCCAGAGAAGCACCCCGAAGAAGCGUCGGAAGUCUCGGACGGCGUUCACCAAUCACCAAAUCUACGAGCUGGAGAAGCGCUUCCUGUACCAGAAGUACCUGUCCCCGGCCGACCGGGACCAGAUCGCGCAGCAGCUGGGCCUGACGAACGCGCAGGUCAUCACGUGGUUUCAGAACCGGAGGGCCAAGCUAAAACGGGACCUGGAGGAGAUGAAGGCCGACGUGGAGUCGGCGAAGGCCAUCGGCCAGGUCCCCUUGGACAAGCUCGCCAAGCUGGCGGACCUGGAGAAAUGCGCCAAUGGCACGCUGGGCCACCCGCGCGCCGAUUCCCCCGCGCGGGGCGGCCAGCAGGAGCUCGAGCUCGCUCAGAAACUGCGGAACUCGCCGCUGUCUCCGUUCUCAGACCACACAACUAGUAAAGAGUGCUCAGAGGACGAGGACGUGGAGAUUGAUGUGGAUGACUGAUGGCGCAGCGUGGGGGCUGGAAGCUCGAGAAACACUAAAAAGACGAUUUAAAAAAAAUCCUACCGAGGACUUGUAACUUACUGCUUAUAUUGUAUACCAUAUCUCAGAACAUGUACCAAAAUGUAAUGACUUUUAUAUCGGCACAGAUAGACUAUUCAUAGUGAAGCAUGAACACAGAACAAGAAAUAUGCAGUGGUAUUUUACAAUGUAUUCAUUAGCAAACUGUUACUUCUUGCAAUCAAAGCAAUAUGGUCUAAAAUGACAUGAGUAACUUAUUAUUUUUUUACACUAUAGGCCAACAUACACACAGACACACACACUUACACUUAAACACACCAACACACACACCUGUUCCAUCGCUUCUCCUACGGCCUACCCUCACACACACACACAUACACACACACACACACACACACACACCACAAUGAAAGUGCUCCAGUUUCUCAUAUGUUUUGCAUGUAAAUGCAUGAUUUGAUUUGUGAUCAUUAUCUAUUUAUUUUUACUUUAGUUUUUUAUUUAAUUGUUUUUGUGUUUUUCUGUGAGCCAAAUCGCCAUCGAGUCACUUUGUCACUGCCGGCUCUUCCUCCUCCUCCUCCUCUUCUUCUUCUUCUUCAUCAUCUGACUGGACCCCCCCUUGACUUCAGUUCAUAUUUGGCGUCCCGAUGCUGCAGUGCAUGAUGAUGAUGAUGAUGAUGAUCGGAAAAAGCAAACUCGGACAUUCACAGUUAUGCGUUUUAUGGGAAUGCUCACGCGACCGGCGAGGAACAAAAAUGAAUAUUGCGGUGAUUUUGACGAGCUGUAGGCUACUUUUUAGAUUUAUUGUUUGGAUACAAUAGAUUUACAGUUAUAAAUUUGUUAUGUUUUGUACACCUGUAAGUGCCUUUCUAAAAUCAGGACAUUAUUUGAAAAACCAAUGCACAGACUGUAAUGUAUAUAGGCUACUAUGGGAAUAAAAUGGCUUUUCUCAA